This is a messenger RNA of Hirsutella rhossiliensis, 1107 nucleotides long. Its product is annotated as delta-aminolevulinic acid dehydratase domain-containing protein. Bases 1 to 1107 code for a protein of 368 amino acids. The transcript is spliced from 3 exons. Gene Ontology annotation, biological process: heme biosynthetic process. Gene Ontology annotation, cellular component: cytosol. Gene Ontology annotation, molecular function: porphobilinogen synthase activity; zinc ion binding. The record is from RefSeq and is a predicted model, not a curated record. NCBI's taxonomy places the organism in Eukaryota, Fungi, Ascomycota, Sordariomycetes, Hypocreales, Ophiocordycipitaceae.
AUGUCCUUCUCCAGCCUCGUCCAGGACCUUAGCCUCUCGACGGCCGACGACCGGACCUCGCGCAUCUCGCGGGCCAUGUCGUACGCCAGCACUGCCGCGACCAGCGUCAGCAUCUCGGGCGACAUCUCCAGCCAGCUGCAUGGAGGCUAUUUCCACCCUUUGGCCCGCUCCUGGCAGGCCGAGCGCCAGUUGACAAAGUCCAUGCUGAUUUAUCCCCUCUUUGUCACCGACGGCGAAGACGACAUGAUCCUGGUCUCCUCCCUACCGGGCCAGCAUCAGCUCAGCGUCAGCCGCCUCGUCUCCUUCCUCGAGCCUUUGGUCCACAAGGGCCUGCGUUCCAUCAUGCUCUUCGGCGUGCCCCUCAAGCCCGGCUCCAAGGAUGCCCUCGGCAGCGCCGCCGACGACCCCGAGGGCCCCGUCAUCCAGGCCAUCCGCCUCAUCCGCCGCCGCUUCCCCCAGCUCUUCAUCUGCACCGACGUCUGCCUCUGCGAGUACACCUCCCACGGCCACUGCGGCAUCCUGCGCGACGACGGCAGCCUCAACAACCAGCUGUCGGUCGACCGCAUCUCGGAUGUCGCCGUGGCCUACGCCAAGGCCGGCGCUCACUGCGUGGCCCCGUCCGACAUGAACGACGGCCGCAUCCGCGCCAUCAAGCUCAAGCUCAUUGAGGAGGGAAUCGCGCACAAGACAGUCCUAAUGUCGUACUCGGCCAAGUUCUCGGGCUGCCUGUACGGGCCCUUCCGCGACGCCGCCGGGUCUGCGCCCUCGUUUGGUGAUCGCAAGUGCUAUCAGCUGCCCCCGGGCGGUCGCGGUCUCGCCCGCCGGGCCAUUGUCCGCGACAUUGGAGAGGGAGCCGAUAUCAUCAUGGUCAAGCCCGCCAGCCAGUACCUCGACAUCAUCAGCGAUGCCAAGGACCUGGGCAAGGACUUGCCCAUCGCCGCCUACCAGGUCAGCGGCGAGUUUGCCAUGAUCCACGCCGGCGCCAAAGCGGGCGUCUUUGACCUCAAAACGAUGGCCUUUGAGUCGACCGAGGGCAUCCUGCGGGCGGGCGCCACCAUUGUCGUCAGCUACUUUACGCCUCAGUUCCUGGACUGGCUUGAGCAUUAA